GGUAUUUUAGAGAGUGAAACUGAGAAGUCUGAAUAAGGUUUAUUAACAGGUUAGGCAAAUCUUAACCAGGUGGAAACGUGGGGUUCUGGAGAAGUAAAGAGUGGGGUACAGGAAAAUAUACACUGUCGAGGACAUUGCUUGGGGUCACAGUGGUUAUGGCAGCUGAUGAAUCGGCUGGUGGAGCACGCAGGGCAACUAAGAGCAAACUCUUUGAGUUCCUGGUUCAUGGAGUGCGCCCUGGCAUGCCAUCUGGGGCUCGUAUGCCUCAUCAAGGUGCUCCAAUGGGUCCCCCAGGACCGCCAUUUGGGAGCAGCCCAUCUGUGAGACCUGGAAUACCCCCAACAGUGAUGGAACCAACAAGAAAACGUUCUGCGCCCGCUCAAGUUCAGCAACAAGCUACACCCACACAGGGACGGGCUCGGAGCACAAAGAGAAGGAAGAUGGCUGAUAAAAUUCUUCCUCAAAGGAUACGGGAGCUGGUUCCUGAGUCUCAAGCCUAUAUGGACCUUUUGGCUUUUGAGAGAAAAUUGGACCAAACCAUCAUGAGGAAACGUGUAGACAUCCAAGAAGCAUUGAAGAGACCUAUGAAGCAAAAGAGGAAGUUACGGCUUUAUAUUUCCAAUACAUUUAAUCCAGCAAAACCAGAUGCUGAAGAUUCAGAUGGAAGCAUUGCAUCUUGGGAGCUGAGGGUUGAAGGAAAGCUACUGGAUGAUCCGAGUAAGAUGAAAAGAAAAUUUUCCUCAUUCUUUAAAAGUUUGGUCAUAGAGUUGGAUAAAGAUCUCUACGGACCAGACAACCACCUGGUGGAGUGGCACCGGACUCCAAGCACACAAGAGACUGAUGGCUUCCAGGUUAAGCGGCCGGGCGAUGUUAGUGUGCGCUGCACCCUGCUCUUAAUGCUGGAUUAUCAGCCACCACAGUUUAAGCUUGACCCUCGCCUGGCCCGCCUCUUGGGGAUUCACACUCAGACGCGAGCAGUGAUUAUUCAGGCUCUUUGGCAAUAUAUAAAAACCAACAAACUUCAAGACUGUCAUGACAAGGAGUAUAUCAGCGGCGAUAAGUAUUUCCAGCAGAUAUUUGACUGUCCGCGAUUAAAGUUUUCUGAGAUCCCACAAAGGUUGACAAACUUGUUGCUUCCUCCAGAUCCAAUUGUAAUUAAUCACAUUAUCAGUGUUGACCCAACAGACCAGAAGAAAACCGCCUGUUAUGAUAUCGACGUUGAAGUAGAAGAUCCUCUGAAAAGCCAGAUGAGCAGCUUCUUGCUGUCCACAGCCAAUCAGCAGGAGAUAUCUGCUUUGGACAAUAAGAUACAUGAGACUAUUGAAUCGAUUAAUCAACUAAAAAUCCAGAGGGAUUUUAUGUUAAGCUUUUCCCGGGACCCCAAAGGAUAUAUACAGGACUGGCUGCUAUCUCAGAGCAGAGACCUCAAGAUUAUGACUGAUGUGGUGGGAAAUCCAGAGCAGGAGAGAAGAGCUGACUUCUACCAGGAGCCCUGGUCUCAGGAGGCCGUUAGCCGAUACUUUUACUGCAAGAUCCAGCAGCGCAGACAGGAACUGGAGCAAUCUCUUGGAGUUCGGAACACGUAAUCAUCGGUGGCAGUGACCGAUCAAUGUCCACAAUGUGUCUGUGUCAGAUUACCUUGUUACAUUCAGUGUUAUCGCCCCAGUCUGGUUUAGAUCAGGGAUGUGCUGAUUCCUAUCAAGAAUUCUACCAAUUCACUCAUUUUCUAUUUUCUCAUUUCUAUCUUUUUUUUGCUCCUCAUCUUCACUUUCAUUUUAGAAAUAAACAGUAAGGGUAUAAUAGUUUAGAUCCUACAGAUAUGCCGUCAUAUUCCAACACAUUGCCAUUUGCAAUCUGUUUUGGGCCUCACUGGUGUAUAGUUAGAUUGUAUUCUUUCCAGAUUAUCAAAACCGUAAAAUGCUCUGCGCCAGGCUGUCAGAUCUGUUAUUACCCUCUGUGCCAGGCUGCCAGAUCUGUUAUUACCCUCUGUGCCAGGCUGUCAGAUCUGUUAUUACCCUCUGUGCCAGGCUGCCAGAUCUGUUAUUACCCUCUGUGCCAGGCUGUCAGAUCUGUUAUUACACUCUGUGCCAGGCUGUCAGAUCUGUUAUUACACUCUGUGCCAGGCUGUCAGAUCUGUUAUUACACUGUGUGCCAGGCUG
Pelobates fuscus (common spadefoot toad) is the source of this 2159-nucleotide messenger RNA. It is a transcript of the gene SMARCD3, whose product is annotated as SWI/SNF related, matrix associated, actin dependent regulator of chromatin, subfamily d, member 3. The coding region runs from base 156 to 1586 and encodes 476 amino acids. The record is from RefSeq and is a predicted model, not a curated record. Gene Ontology annotation, biological process: regulation of transcription by RNA polymerase II. The transcript has 13 exons. Lineage: Eukaryota; Metazoa; Chordata; Amphibia; Anura; Pelobatidae. Gene Ontology annotation, molecular function: transcription coregulator activity. Gene Ontology annotation, cellular component: SWI/SNF complex; nucleus.